Messenger RNA from Linum trigynum, 1062 nucleotides. The record is from the annotation of a GenBank genome assembly. NCBI's taxonomy places the organism in Eukaryota, Viridiplantae, Streptophyta, Magnoliopsida, Malpighiales, Linaceae.
ACUUAACAAACUUCUACUAACUACAUGGAACAAAACAUGCGACAUCUACAUAAGCAAGUGUCAAUAAAUUGCUACGUGAAAAUGGUUGACUGUUGUAUUGACGGCCAACUAAAUGAAUUGGUCAAAACCUUUCUAUCAUCUACUUCCUCUUCAUUUCAUUAUUCACUUGCCAUCCAUAACCCUUUCUUUAUUUCUUUAUUUGCCUUCUUCGUCUAACCCUAAUUAGUAUACUAUUUUUCAGGGUUCAAGAAGGCGCGCCUAAUUAGGCGCUAGGCGGUGGAGGAUCACAUUGACUUGGCCACAGGCAUUGUAAAACGCGCUGAUAGCGCUUAGUAGUUAGGAAUAGCGCUUAGUUUGCGCCUAGUGGAGAGAAGGCGUGCAUGGGCGUUCCUGGGCGAGCUUAGGCGGUUAAACCCGAUACUUUUCGUUUUGUCCUAGAAAAUCAGAAAAUUGCCUCUUGCCCUAGAAAAUCAGAAACACGGGAAGGGGAUGACCAUGCUAUGUAUGUAUUCGGAGAUGAGGAUGAGGAAUCAUAUUGUGCACCCUCGAGUACUGUUACAGAUGCAAUGGCGGGUGAACAGAGUGAGCUUCGCAAGAGUGCACGAGUGAGAGAGUUCCAUGAUGAAGAAUUAGUGUCUGAAGAGAAGGAAGUGGAGGAGGAUGGUGAGGAGAUUGCUUUUGAGGAUGAUGAAGAUGAAGUGGUGGCUGGACGGACCUACUUGGAUGAUGAAGAAUGAACAUUUUCCUAUGAACUUAUUGACUAUUUGCUUGUUAUUUGUUAUGUUAAGUGUUUACUGUUAAGAACUAGGCAUUGCUAAUUUUAUAUGCACUUGGAUUAUAUGAAUUAUUCCAGAAAACAUGAAAUAUUUGAGAAAAUUUUCCAUUUAUGCUCUGAACGCCUAGGCGCGCCUAGGCUACGCCUAAUCAGGCAAGGCGCAAGUCAGGAGCCGAGCGCCUGGCUUACGCCUAGCGCCUUUUAGAACCUUGCUAUUUUUAUGCAUUCUAAGGGUCCAUACACGACUGACCAACAGUCUAGAGAAUUAAUAAUUGAACCAUGAACCA